Paramecium sonneborni is the source of this 813-nucleotide messenger RNA. Lineage: Eukaryota; Ciliophora; Oligohymenophorea; Peniculida; Parameciidae. The record is from the annotation of a GenBank genome assembly.
AUGAUAUAUUUAAUAAUCACCUUUUCUAUAUUAUUAUACACAACAGCUAUCAAUUUAGUCUAAGAUAAAAAAUGUACUUGUAAUCAAAUUGUGAACUAAUAGGCAUGCCAAUUAAAUUAAAAUUGCUUAUGGAACAAUACAAGUUGUUAAAAUAAAAGUUGUUCAGAAAUCUAUUAUAAAUCUUAAUGUAUAAAUAAUUUAGGAUGUUUCUUUAAUAAUAGUGCUAACAGUUGUUAAAAAUUAACAAAUUGUAAUUAAAUAAAUACAACAUCAACUUCAGAUUGUGCUUCAUAAUCAAAAUAUUGUGGAUUAUAUAAUACAACAUCAAAGGAAUGUUAUAGUUUAACUAUUACAGCUUGUAGUUCAUAUACAGUAUAAUAAGAAUGUCUCUAUUCUAAUUAAGAUUAAUUGUGCUACUGGACUAACUCACAAUGUUAAGAUUUUAAUUGUUAAUUCUUAGGAAAUCAAUCAUAAUGUAACUUAUAUUCUAUAUAUUGUACUUGGGAUUUUAACAAUACAUAAUGUAUAGCAGCUACUUGUGAUAAUAAACCUACUUCUGAAUGCACUUUUGUUUUAUAAAAAUAGAGCAGCCAAAAUCAAACAACUUUAUAACCUUGUUUUAUUGAUUAAUCAAAGAAACCAGCGUUAUGUAGAGAUGCUACAGUCUCUGAUUUAUCACCUUUUGAAUGCACUUUAAAUACUUUUAAUUAUGCUACAUGGAAUGAUGAAAGCUUAGAGACUGGAAGUUGUUAAUAUUGUUAUGCUUAUCUAAUUAAUAUUCUUAGUCUAGCUUUAUUAAUAAUGAUUCAAUGA